Mycena indigotica is the source of this 1554-nucleotide messenger RNA. RefSeq names its product Copper P-type ATPase. The transcript is spliced from 7 exons. NCBI's taxonomy places the organism in Eukaryota, Fungi, Basidiomycota, Agaricomycetes, Agaricales, Mycenaceae. The coding region runs from base 1 to 1554 and encodes 517 amino acids. Gene Ontology annotation, cellular component: COPI vesicle coat; cytosol. Gene Ontology annotation, biological process: endoplasmic reticulum to Golgi vesicle-mediated transport; retrograde vesicle-mediated transport, Golgi to endoplasmic reticulum; Golgi localization. The record is from RefSeq and is a predicted model, not a curated record.
AUGGCUCGCAGCGUUUUGCGGCUCAAACCAUGGCUUCCACAGCAACCAUUCAUCUGUCUUGACCAUGGCCAUUUGCUCUCCGUCCAUUCCUUAUGCCAACCAGCCAGGAAUUCACUACUCGGCCAAAGGACGAUCAUUCGCGUCACAACGACACGCUUUCCACAUUCGACAUGCCAGUUCUUGGACAUGUCGCGGACGCGAAUUGAGUCUCUACUUGCAUCGUUUCCAAAGCUUUUGCCUCCGCCAUCUAGCACACAACACACACUGAUAGAAACACCAGAUGUUCGCUACGUUCACCAGCCACUGGAGGAACUCUACAUCCUGCUGAUUACCAACAAGGCGUCUAAUCUCCUACGAGAUAUAGACAUGCUCCACCUUCUUGUGCGUGUUGCCUCUGACAUGUGCCAGAGCGCAGCCGAGAGCGAAGUUGCAACACGAGCCUUGGAACUGCUUGGCGCGUUUGACAAGGUGGUUGGGAUAGAAAAUUACGAGGAAAAGAUUCAAGAGAUUAUCGCCCGGGUACGUCUUUGGAAAAUCAACUCUGGCUUUUCUUUGUCUGGAUAUGGCGGCGGCAUCAUUGGCUAUUCACCCGUACCCACUUCAUAUACCCCACCGCCUCCCACUGUCUCAACUCCCAUCAAUCUCAAUACUGGUAUAGGAGCACGCGCGCCUUCAUUCAGAGCUUCUGGAAUAAAGUUGGGCAGCAAAAAGACCAAGCAGGCCGAACUUAUCGACGCGCUUGGAGGCGACUACAUGGCUUCUGGUAUCGGUCUGACUUCUGAACCCCCAACUCCUUCCGUUGCUGCGGCCCCGCAGACUGUUCAAUCUACGAACAAAGGCAGAGGAGCCUGCCCGAAGUUGUACCAGAAAGGUUUGUCCCAAACCUUGUCAGAUUCCUUGUCGAAACUCAAUGAUCCACAUAGCAUUAACAUCAGUAUCGCCGAGCAAAUAACCUGCUCAUUACUCCGUGAUGGAGGUUUAGAGAAAGACAUCGAGCUCAAAGGAGACAUGAACCUUUUAAUCUCCGACCCAACGACAGACGAUUCCAACUCACUCGUGGCAGCCUUGCAAUUUAAACAACACCCACAAGUCGCCAAGUUCGAUGCGAAGGCAAACCGCAAUGAGGCCAAGAAGAUUGCUCUUCGUGACGCCUCAAAGACCUUCCUCAUCAACCAAAACCUGGCGCUCACACUACGCAGUAAACUGCUGGCCCACACCUUCAAACGAUGCGUGGCACCUCACGGCCUGGAGAUAUUCAUUCCUUUACCUGCAGGAUCCUACCCGACAGUCUCAUCACACACUGGUGAAUGGUCGCUUGAACCCAACUCCAAUUCACUUGCGUGGACCACUGCCAUUGUAGAUGGUGGCAUCAUCGCGAAGCUGUUUACUGUUGAGGGUGAUGAUCCCGAGACAUUUUUCCCAGUCCGUGUUGCCUUUGUUGGCAAGGGUAGUCUCGCGGGUGUGGGCAUUGCACAAACGUCGCUUGAGGACGGCGCAGAUGCAGUCUUUUCUGUCGACUCGGUAGUCACUGCCGAUGGCUAUUUCGUUGUCUGA